UGUAGAGAAUACUCUGCAGCCUGUAAGUAGAGAAUUGUAAAGCCUUUAUUUCGUGAUUCGGUGCCGGAGAAAACGCAGUCCGCCAGCAUGAGCGCACUCAUUCAUUAACAUUUUUGAUUAUUCAUCACCCCCGCGCUGCCGUCCACCGCCGCGCCCCGACGGUGACAUCGCCGGAUACCGAGGUCGCUUUCCAUGGCUGACUCGUGGAUGCGCUGUGCACUUGCAGAGGAAGUCAAAAGACUGUCCACCGUAUCGUACAUACGAUAAAGGAAAGAGAAUAAAAAAGGAGCCUCGUUUCUUUCCCUUUCCCAAUCUUUUCAGUUUUCAGUCUUCACCGCACCUGCUACCGUCUCAUUGCACUCUAGAGAGAGAGAGAGAGAGAGAGAGAGAGAGAGAUGUACGUCGUGCCUCCUUCCGAGGGCUCGCAUCCGGCUGCCGGAGCCAUUGACGGAACCGCCGAUGGUCCGGAGAUGCGUGUAACUUACAAAGCCUGGAAAGGCAGCAAUAUAUUUUGUCUUCAAGGAAGGCUCAUAUUUGGACCUGAUGUGAGAUCUCUUGCACUGACUAUAUUCCUUAUUGUUGCUCCAGUGACAGUUUUCUGUGUUUUUGUUGCCCAAAAACUAAUGCAUGAAUUUUCUUACCACUUGGGAUUAUCAACGAUGGUUUUCGUUGUUUUAUUCACAUUAUAUGUCUUGGUUCUUCUUCUACUUACCUCUGGAAGAGAUCCUGGUAUAAUACCUCGUAAUGCACGACCUCCAGAACCAGACUGUUUUGAUCGAAGUCCUGAAAUUGGGGGUGGACAAACUCCCCAGUUACGUUUGCCUCGCGUCAAGGAUGUGGAAGUGAAUGGAGUGACAGUGAAGAUUAAGUAUUGUGAUACGUGCAUGCUUUAUAGACCUCCUCGAAGUUCGCACUGUUCAAUAUGCAAUAAUUGCGUGGAACGAUUUGACCAUCAUUGUCCUUGGGUUGGUCAGUGUAUUGGAUUGCGGAAUUACAGGUUUUUCUUCUUGUUUAUCUUCUCCACAACUCUUCUUUGCAUAUAUGUAUUUGGGUUUUGCUGCCUCUACGUUGAGAGAAUCAAGGACAGUAGGGAGAUAUCAAUGUGGGAUGCAAUGGCCAAGACUCCUGCCUCUGUUGUGCUAAUAAUUUACACCUUCUUGGCAGUCUGGUUUGUAGGUGGCCUUAGCGUCUUCCAUUUGUAUCUCAUCGGUACAAACCAGUCAACUUAUGAAAAUUUUAGAUAUCGAUAUGAUGAGCGAGCCAACCCAUACAACAAAGGGGUGAUUGGGAAUUUUAUGGAAAUAUUCUGUACUGGAAUUCCUCCAUCCAAGAACAAUUUUCGAGCAAUGGUGCCAAAGGAGCCUGAAAUUCCAGCUCGAGUGGUGGGUAAUGGAUUUUUAAGUCCAAACAUAGACAGAGGUCAUGGCGACAUAGAAACGGGAAGAAAACCGGUUUGGGAGGAGGUUGCCACUGGUCUAAUCGAUUUCAGGAAUGAGGAUGAUCUGAGCAAAGAGGGUGUGUUUGCUGAUGUCUCUCCAGAACUAUGCAGGACCCCUCCUGUAGAGGGCAUGAAGGGCCAUGGGCUAUUCCACCCCAGGCGUUCGAGCUGGGGUAGGAAAAGUGGAAGUUGGGAUAUAUUGCCUGAAGUGUUUGGUUUGGCAGCUGGAGCAGUUGAGUCCAAUCAGAUAAAUUCUACAGGGCCUAAUCAAUCUCAUACCAAGUAUGAACAAUCCCAGACCAAUUCUGAAGUGUUUCGUUUGGCAGCUGGAGAAGGUGAAUCCAAUCAGAUCAAGUCUACUGGGACUAAUCAAUCUCAGACCAAUUCUGAACAAUCCCGGAUCAAUUCUGAAGUGUUCAUUUUGGUAGCUAGAGAAGGCGAAUCCAAUCGGAUCAAUUCUACUGGGACUAAUCAAUCUCAGACCAAUUCUGAACGAUCCCAUACCAAUUCUGAAGUGUUUGGUUUGGCAGACAGAGAAGGUGAAUCCAAUUGGAUCAAUUCUACUGGGACUAACCAAUCUCAGACCAAUUCUGAACAAUCCCAGAUCAACUCUGAAUUGUAAAAACAAAUAGAAAGAUGGGAAUCAACUUUUCUUCAUUUUUUUUUCUAGGGCUGGGGAAAUUGAAGUGUAUUUGGAGUGGGGUUGAUUGGGGGGUAUUCAAAAUAUUAGUCUUUUUCCCCUUCUGUUUCAUUUUAUUUUAUUUGUCAGAAUGUUUUCUUCCCUUCUGUUUCAUUUUAUUGCAUUUGUCAGAAUGCUUUUCCUCCUCUUCCUUCUAAACACUGCUGCUGCUAAAGGUGAUUGUUCUAUAUCAUGCUGGCUUAUAUCAUGCGACAAUGAAAU
This is a messenger RNA of Malania oleifera, 2339 nucleotides long. RefSeq names its product probable protein S-acyltransferase 7. The transcript is spliced from 5 exons. The coding region runs from base 396 to 2060 and encodes 554 amino acids. Gene Ontology annotation, cellular component: endoplasmic reticulum; Golgi apparatus. Gene Ontology annotation, molecular function: protein-cysteine S-palmitoyltransferase activity. Gene Ontology annotation, biological process: peptidyl-L-cysteine S-palmitoylation; protein targeting to membrane. NCBI's taxonomy places the organism in Eukaryota, Viridiplantae, Streptophyta, Magnoliopsida, Santalales, Ximeniaceae. The record is from RefSeq and is a predicted model, not a curated record.